Procambarus clarkii (red swamp crayfish) is the source of this 9388-nucleotide messenger RNA. The record is from RefSeq and is a predicted model, not a curated record. Lineage: Eukaryota; Metazoa; Arthropoda; Malacostraca; Decapoda; Cambaridae.
GAAUACUACGCUGGUCUAGGACACCAGAAUUACUCCUCUCAGGAGCAUUGUUAUACCUUCAUGCUCGCAGCAAUGGCAAUAGAUAUUUUUUGAGGGCGUUUGGAGAAUAUUAUUGCUAGUGGGUUUAGGAAUAUAAUGGUAAUAUUUACAUAUCCCCUCCAGCGCCUCUUGUUCCUUGUCAAGCUAGACGCGGCACCCUCCUCUAUUUGCCCAUUUGUAACGGGCACACUCCUAAUGGCAAGAAUUUGACGCAAACACGAGAAUGGCUGAGCCUGCUUCAGAGGCAGCUGGCUUUGCCCAAGACCUCUUCUCUCCUCUGCAGUUUUGUGAGGUGGUGCAGGAGGGUCAGGCAGGGCACCACCACGUUAAGGAGGAGCUGCCCCGGCCGCAGCCUCCGCAGCUGGCCACCACGCUAUCCACCGCACCAGUCACCUCCAUGGUGAACAUAACUGGGGUCACGACAUCUGUACCCUCAUCCACGUCCACUCAGCACAUACACCUUCAAGCACAGCCUAUCAUGGCACAGAUGGUGCAGCAGCAUCAGCAUGUACAGCAUCAACACGUUCAACAACACCAGCAGCAGCAGCAGGGCCUUUCUCAGCCCAGACUACUUCAGCAGCAGAUGACUGUUCAACAGCCACCACAACCUAUUGCUCAGCAGCAACUUCUCCAGCAGCACCAAGCUCAGCAACAAGCUCAGCAGCAAGCUCAGCAGCAAGCUCAGCAGCAAGCUCAGCAGCAAGCCCAGCAACAGGCCCAGCAACAGGCCCAACAACAGGCUCAGCAACAGGCCCAGCAACAAGCCCAGCAGCAGCAGCAGGUACUGCAGCAGGUGCAGCAGCAGGUGCAGCAGCAAGUACAACAGCAGUCAUCACAGCAGCUAAUACAAACACAACCACAGCAGCAGCAGACAAAACAACUUCAGCAACAAUCUACUCCUCGGCAACCUCGGCAGCAAACUCCAUCACAACAAAUGCAAUCACAGCAACAAAUGCAACAGCAGCAAACACAGCACCAGCAGCAGGCACAACAGCAACAGCAGCAGGCACAGCAACAAACACAACAGGUGCAACAGCCUCAGCAACAGCAACAAAUACUGACAUCUGUUAACAGUGUCCAGCUAGUUAAUGGCCUACAGAUGCCCAUCACCGUUCAUCACGCCGGCAUAUCGAAGACUCCGGCAACCGUGGCAGUGACCACUGGCACAGCCUCACAGUCGCCCCCGAUCAUAGUAUUGGCUGGAAUUAUGACUUCGAAUAAUAGUCGGCCCUCGUCCAUUACCAUAGUUGCCUAUGGAAUUACUGCUGUUGGUAAAGUGAAACCUGUGCCUGUGAAGCGCACGUGGAGGAGACCGUGGAAGAAGAAGAAGGAGAGAGAGAAAAAGCCGCCAGUGAAGAAGGCGCGAAGAGUGAAGAGAAAACGCAUUGUUGUGCCCAAGAAAUGUAUUAUCCACAUAGAUCCAAGGAAUGGUCCUAUGAUUGACACUGCUCUGAAUCGAAUUAAGAGAGAAUCGGAGGAAGCCAUCAAUCAGCUAAAGCAAAAAAGACAGCGGAUAAAGCUGAAUCGGAAUUCUGGCCGAGAGUAUGUGAAUCGUCUAGGGAAGGUUGUCGGAGCGAGGAUAAUUGGUCCACCUUGUCACUGCCCUUUGAAGUGUUGGGAACGGAUGGGUUCCAAAAUAUUAGAAAUCUUCAACAACUUUUGGGAUCUGAGUGACUUCAACCUUCAGAAUUCGUAUCUAUUUACCUGCCUUAAGCUCUGUGAUGUGAAACGGCGAUACACCAAGAAGGUAAAGCCUGCAGAAGAAUCACGACGGCAGAAUACGUUUGAAUAUUUUGUUCGCAUCAGCGGCAAGCAUCUUCGAGUCUGCAAGAGGGCCUUUAUGAGCUCCCAUGGACUGACGAGUGAUAAAAGGCUUCGAACUCUCUUUCAUCAGAUGAAGGAUGGUGCUCUGGUUCCUGAACCUGACCGACGAGGGAAGCACCUAAGACCAAUCAAGUCUCCCAACCAAAUGAGCCCUACCCAUAAUAUUGAAACGUACAAUACUCAUAAAAUUAAGAAGCCUCGCUCUACAAAGAAGAAACAAAACAACAAAUUGGAAAACAAACCCAUGUACACCCCACCACCACCUCCAAUGGGUCAUAUUCACCCUCACUGUACCCCCCCGCCCCCACCUGCCCACGCCACCACCAUGCAGGAGCCCCCCCACGCGUACAUCCCCAACGGAGACAUAUACUUUCCCGGCCAUUACCUCGAACCUCAUCAAUCCAUGGCACCGCCCCAUGUGAACCAGAUCCCAUCGUGCCAGAAGAUGUUGGAGGCUCCCGCGUACUUCAUGGCCGGCAUGAAGGAGAACACUUUCCACCAGUAGAGUUCGUAUUCACUCUUAUCGUUGGUUAAGUUGCUGAUCUACCUUUUCUUACUCUUACUUGCCAGUGUUUGGAGGGAGUCAUGGUAAUGACAGGAAUAUUUAUUAAAAAGGAAAUUCAUAUGGACUUUUUGAGAAAAUGUUUUAGGGGACAACCCAUUUAGAGGUUUUCUGUGAUAAAAAAAAAGGCUUUGCUAUUGCAGUAAUUUAAAGAGCUUCCAUUGGUGUAUGAAAAAAAAGAACUUGUAUCAGUAAACUGAUAGUUAGAAGAGGAGUGACUGCUGCAUUAUCAGAGGCUUCAGAUAAAUAUUUAUAUUUGCAAUUAAUUUUUUCCCAAAGCCUCUGCAAAAAAAAAAAAGCCUUACCUUUGGCAGCUAUAACUUUUUUUUUCAUAAUUUUUAAUACAUUUCACUUGAAAUAUAUCAGGGCAUUGAUUCAUCAUAAGAUACUUCAGUACUGUAUUUAUAGAGGGUUACUUUAAGGACUAAAAUUAGGUAUAACUGAGAAUGGUUGCCAUGUAUUUACAACUUUAAGGCUUGUAUAACUACCCUUCCUAUUGACGACAAGCUUUAGGUGCUGCCUCUCGUCCUCGUCUCAGGCACGUCAUGUGGACAUUUGGUUUGACCUUAGAAGAAGUAGUGUUGUGUUUCCACUUAACAUUCCAUAGGCUUAAGUAUAUUUUUAAAUGAAAAGGAGAGCAGAUAAAUGUUUUAAUUGGCUACAGUUUUAGAUUAUAAAACAAUGAAAAAUGAAUUUAUACAGUACUACUAUUAAUUAUUUAUUUCAUGAUUUUCUGAAUUAUAAAUCAAAUUUAUUUAUUUUCUUAGUUUAGAGGCUAGGGGUAGCUUUAACCACAAGUCCAGCACAAGAAUUACCUCCCCAAGUUUAUGCUUUACGUUUUAAUUAGUUCACGACUUGAGAUCAUUGCAAGAGGUCCUAUGCAGGAUGCGGCCAAAAGUGUGUCAUACACUGCGGACUAUGAGUCACAAUAACGGAGCUGAAGAUAUGAUAACCAAACUGCACGUGAGAAGAGGAAGAAACGAUGACGUUUCGGUCCGUCCUGGACCAUUAUCAAUUCAACAUAUGACUUGAUAAUGGUCUUGGAUGGACCGGAACGUCGUCAUUUCUUCUGCUUCUGAUGUGUGGUUUGGUCAUCAUUGUCAUACACUAGUGGGACAAAUAUUUGGGUUUUCUUAAAUAUGGUCUUUUCCAGAAAAUUUAGUUUAUGGUAUUUUGCUUAGAUGUGCGUCAUUACGAUGAUAGUUAAGCACUGGAGGGGACCUGUCACGAUAAAUUAUUUUUGUGCACGAAAAUAUAAUUUAUAAUUGUACUGUGAUUUGUCUACUCAAGUACUUUUAAUUAUAAUAAAUUUCAGGCAGUAAGUUGCUGUCUUAUGGGAAGUCAUGUUGCUGAGGACGGGAGAAGGGAAAAUGUUUGGUCUAGGUUGUGGGGUAAGCAUCCCAUAGGCAACUGAAUUACUGUAUUGUUUAGCUUGUGCCGUGUAUCCUACUUAUCCCUCGUGUGGGCAUCCCUUGUGUGGGCAUCCCUUGUGUGGGCAUCCCUUGUGUGGGCAUCCCUCGUGUGUGCAUCCCUCGUGUGGGCAUCCCUCGUGUGGGCAUCCCUUGUGUGGGCAUCCCUCUUGUGGGCAUCCCUCAUGUGGGCAUCCCUUGUGUGGGCAUCCCUCUUGUGGGCAUCCCUCAUGUGGGCAUCCCUCGUGUGGGCAUCCCUUGUGGGCAUCCCUCGUGUGGGCAUCCCUCGUGUGGGCAUCCCUUGUGUGGGCAUCCCUCAUGUGGGCAUCCCUCGUGUGGGCAUCCCUCUUGUGGGCAUCCCUCUUGUGGGCAUCCCUCAUGUGGGCAUCUCUCGUGUGGGCAUCCCUUGUGGGCAUCCCUCAUGUGGGCAUCCUGAGUGAUCUCUAGGAAAUUGUGAAUUAUCUGAGACUUGCAUAGCAUCAUGUCGCAAUAAUGGCUUAGCACUUUCUUGUGAUCACUAGACACCAUUAUAGAAAAUAUGGUUCGUGAUGAAAUUAUUUUUUAUCAUAUUCAGCAGGCUGCAUGUAAACAAAUCAACUGGACGUAUCUUGUAGGAUGUGAUGAAUGUUUUAUUUUAAUAUUUUUAUUUAUUUAAAUUAUAGUCUUCAUUAUGUGAUUUUAUUAUUAUGUCCAUUUGGGAGAUUUAAUGUAAAUUCAUUUUUAUAUUGUGUGUGUGUAUGUGUUUGUGGCUUUGGCCAAGAUGUCCAGGUUAAUUGUAGCUUAAAUAUUUUUGUCAAAGUAGAGUUGAUGCAUUUGUUGCAGCCGGUUCUUAUUUUUUGUAUUUGGUUCUCAUUACCAUUGGCAUUGAAACAGCGUACUCAGUUAAAGGUCUUCUCCCCAGUUGAAAAUGUAUAUACAGGUAUGUGGAAUAUCUGCUAUUGUAUGGUUUAUGAUUUUUUAUGCCAUGGUAAUAAAUGAUGUUAUUAGAAAUGCAGAUUGCAUUAUAAUUGUGAUGGAACAGUUUGACAACGGGUUGAAGAGUGCGGAAACUUUAGUGCUGUGAUAGUAGACAUGGAGGUUGUGACAACAACACACUCGCAGGUGGUGUUCCCAGUGCUAACACCACCACACGCGCAGGUGGUGUUCCCAGUGCUAACACCACCACACGCGCAGGUGGUGUUCCCAGUGCUAACACGACCACACUCGCAGGUGGUGUUCCCAGUGCUAACACCACCACACGCGCAGGUGGUGUUCCCAGUGCUAACACGACCACACUCGCAGGUGGUGUUCCCAGUGCUAACACCACCACACGCGCAGGUGGUGUUCCCAGUGCUAACACGACCACACUCGCAGGUGGUGUUCCCAGUGCUAACACCACCACACGCGCAGGUGGUGUUCCCAGUGCUAACACGACCACACUCGCAGGUGGUGUUCCCAGUGCUAACACCACCACACGCGCAGGUGGUGUUCCCAGUGCUAACACGACCACACUCGCAGGUGGUGUUCCCAGUGCUAACACGACCACACUCGCAGGUGGUGUUCCCAGUGCUAACACGACCACACGCGCAGGUGGUGUUCCCAGUGCUAACACGACCACACUCGCAGGUGGUGUUCCCAGUGCUAACACCACCACACGCGCAGGUGGUGUUCCCAGUGCUAACACGACCACACUCGCAGGUGGUGUUCCCAGUGCUAACACGACCACACUCGCAGGUGGUGUUCCCAGUGCUAACACGACCACACUCGCAGGUGGUGUUCCCAGUGCUAACACGACCACACUCGCAGGUGGUGUUCCCAGUGCUAACACCACCACACUCGCAGGUGGUGUUCCCAGUGCUAACACGACCACACGCGCAGGUGGUGUUCCCAGUGCUAACACGACCACACUCGCAGGUGGUGUUCCCAGUGCUAACACGACCACACUCGCAGGUGGUGUUCCCAGUGCUAACACGACCACACUCGCAGGUGGUGUUCCCAGUGCUAACACCACCACACUCGCAGGUGGUGUUCCCAGUGCUAACACGACCACACUCGCAGGUGGUGUUCCCAGUGCUAACACGACCACACUCGCAGGUGGUGUUCCCAGUGCUAACACGACCACACUCGCAGGUGGUGUUCCCAGUGCUAACACGACCACACUCGCAGGUGGUGUUCCCAGUGCUAACACGACCACACUCGCAGGUGGUGUUCCCAGUGCUAACACGACCACACUCGCAGGUGGUGUUCCCAGUGCUAACACGACCACACUCGCAGGUGGUGUUCCCAGUGCUAACACGACCACACUCGCAGGUGGUGUUCCCAGUGCUAACACGACCACACUCGCAGGUGGUGUUCCCAGUGCUAACACGACCACACUCGCAGGUGGUGUUCCCAGUGCUAACACGACCACACUCGCAGGUGGUGUUCCCAGUGCUAACACCACCACACUCGCAGGUGGUGUUCCCAGUGCUAACACGACCACACUCGCAGGUGGUGUUCCCAGUGCUAACAAUACCACACUCGCAGGUGGUGUUCCCAGUGCUAACAAUACCACACUCGGUGGUGGUGUUCCCAGUGCUAACAAUACCACACUCGCAGGUGGUGUUCCCAGUGCUAACAAUACCACACUCGGUGGUGGUGUUCCCCGUGCUAACACCACCACACUCGAAGGUGGUGUUUCUCGUGUUUCAAGAAUCUCAAACCUCUUGAAAAGUUUCAUGAUGGCAGGACAUUUCCAGCGACCAUCACAGUCAGUUUGAUCUUUGUGCCACAUUAGAUUAAGAUUAGACCAUGUAAGAUGAAAGCCACCCAUGAUCUUUUUUAGUACAAAUUUAUUCAGCUUAGGUGUUGCUUGUUCAUCUUUACUUGGCGAUGGUAAAUGUUAAGUCCUCCUGGCUACACAAUUUAUCUUAACAAAUUGUGGGGAUAAAUAAUGAUUACUGUUUGACUCGGAACUAAAGUGUAUUUAAUGUGUAAGGAAGCAGGUAGGUUCAUGGGAUAUAUUACAUACUUGUGUACCCAUCUUAUUGUGUAACGGGGAUGUCUAAAUGUAUCUUUUAAGAAACUUCAUCGUUUGUGGAAUAGGGUUGUGAAAAGGCUUUAUUUUUAGCAGUAAUUUACUAUUGUCUUACAAGAGGUGUUCUAUAUUUAUUUGUGUGUUUUAUGAUUCCCGAUGAGAAGUAAUAUGGACAAUGUCAUCAAACUACAAAAUAUGGAGAAAGAGUGAAAUAUGCAAUAAAUUUAAUUAGACUGAUAGGUUACUCAAUUUGAGUAUGGUAUAUAUAAUAAAUUAUUCCAAAUUAUAUUAUAUUAAAUAUAUACAUAAACAAAUCAUUAAAUACAAAACAAUUUUUUUUAAUUUGUGUUUUUUGUGUGAGGAAGGAAGCGAGAAGGGACACCAGGGCUGUGAGACACAUCCAGCAGCCACUUGGAGCCAGGCUCAGAGUUGCCUCAUGUGUUAAGACUUAGGUUACAGUAUCUUACAUGCCAGCAGAGCUACCUGUUGUGAGGGAAGGUGGGCUCCCUCCCUUACCAGCACACUCCUCGCCAGUCACCCAGGCUUCUCAACACUGCAUGAGACUUCGUUUUCCCUGUAGGAGCUGUUUAUGUGGAGACACAAACUUCUUAACUUAAUAAAAUAAAAAUAAAAUAUUAAUGUUGGAGAGAUUGUGACUACUUGUCCACGUUAAAGCUCUGCUUAUCAUGCUGGCCUUGCUCCUCUUGAAUAUUGAGCCUUGCACCUUAGCCAAUUGCACGCUUGAUGAGCACACGUGACCUUGGUGAUCAAGGGUUGCUCCUUUCCUCACCGAGUGUUCAAGGUCAGGGUUCGGUGUUUGCGUUGAUGACACUUUUCUUGUGUUCUGCUCUCCUGUCUGUGUGACGUUUUGGUUUGCUGUCGUCCUUUGUUCCUAUGGGGUUAUUGCUUGGUAUGUGUAUUCAGCCAAGUUUUUGUGGCUUCCCCAUCUGACACUAUACCUGGUUCUGCUAUUUGCAGCUUUUAUUAUGUCUCUAAAUGUUUUAAGAUGUAUAUGACCUUUCCUGUUACCUCCAUAACGUGGCAUGCUUGGUCCUGGGAUUUUCUGGAGGUUGGAAUAGUGGUUUGUUGCUAGCCGCACUGAAAUAGCUCCACACUGUUACAAAUCAACACUUUGAGUCACUAAAAGCCUACUGGGGACCAGAGGCCAAAACUCAGGCCCCAGGCUCAGAGAGCAGGGAACGCAUGAUCAUCCUCAUCAAGAAAUCAACCCCCAGAAAUGAGAAAAUAAAGAUAGACAGCAGCAAGGUAAAAAAACAGUAAACAUUCUGUCCUGUAAUUAGGUCACACCCCCCUUUAGUUACCACUGCCCACCACCAGGUUGCAGCACCACUGCAGUUUCUGGCUCCCAUGUCAACAAGCCUUCAGCCAUUCACCUAAUGUCAACUACUGUCAACAGCUACAAUGAGUUGCCAGGUCUUUGAGUCCUAGACUUUCCCUAGAUAAGUGUUGGCUAUUCUUUGCACACUAUUGGGCCUAUUUUGCUUUGUACUGUUCCAAUCUUUAAUAUUUGCAUCCCUGGAGUGUUUGGGUGUUUGUCCCUUAAAGGCCAACCUCUUGUGCAGGGUGACUUGCAGGAGUCUUUGACUCCUCCAUGAGGAUCUGAGGAUGGGGGAUGUUCUGGGUGAGGGGUUUGCCAAAAGCCAAACACAACCAUGGGUGGGGUGUUCUGGUUCCUCUGGUACCAUCCUUUUUACCACAGCUGGGAUCAUCUGGGCAUGAGCUCUGUCGAGGCAUCAUCGAGGCAUGGGCUUCGACUAGCUUUUAGUGUGCCGGCUUUUCCUCUAUUAUUAAUGGUUUGGUUCUGUGGUGCCUUCCUCCUCCAUCUCUUGAUGUGCAUCCAGAUACCUCAACCAUGAUUUUGGGCUUUGUAGUCAGCAUUCCCCAAACUUCUCAGGGUUAUUGGACAUGUCCCCUCCUUUGGAUGUGAAUUGCAGUUCAUGAUUUUGUGGCAGGUGCCAGGCUCUGUGGCAGUUUUGUUUCUCUCUGGGCUCUGUUUUCCAAUUGUUUUUUUUUUUUUUUUUUUUUUCCACCUGUUCCUUGUUGGUUCAUUGUCUGAACCGUGGAGGGUCACAUUGGUCCUUACCUGUUUAGAGCUGAUCUCUGCAUGUAACUUGUCUCAUGGAUUUUGGGGGUUUUAUUCUGCUUGGCUCAUGUGCAGUGUAUAUCCUAUGCUUUUGCAAAUGGUUUCUUUUCUUUCCACCCUAUUUACCAAGAGUGGACUGUUGUCGACAUGUCCCUCCAGUGGGUCUUGUAAGAUGGUCGGGCAUCCUGAGAUGGCCCCUCUUUGUGUCAGCUUGGGACAAAUGGUUUCCAUCCUACGUGGCUCCAUUCCCAGUUCACAUGGCUCAUGCAGUUUUAGCCUUUUGACUGGACUAAUCAAGGCAGGGUUUUCUUUAUUUUUCCCUCCAGUUCAACUGUUUCUCCUCAUGCUACCCGGGUUGGAAACUUAAACUGACGGUGAUCCUGUCAGUGUGUCCAAACCCGAGUGUCUCCUGAGCUCAGUUUCUUUCAAUGGGUCGGUCAGGAGACCUUCCUUGA